AUGGAGAUCACACGAAAAAAUUUUAAACAGAUGCUGAAUUUUGUCACAGAGUCCAUCAAUGAUGCUGACUUUUUGUCUGUCGAUGGGGAAUUCACAGGGUUGGAUGCAAAAAAUGGAGGUCAUGCCAUGCCAUUUGAUACACCAGAAGUACGCUACCAGCGAGUGAGACAGGGUACAUGUGAUUUCCUACUUCUGCAGUUUGGUGUUUGUACCUUUCAUUAUAAUGAAGAAAAAUCAUUGUAUAAAGCCAGGCCAUUUAAUUUCUACAUUUUCCCUCGUCCUUAUUCACGAUCCGGUCCUGAUGUCCGCUUCUUGUGUCAGAGUUCAAGUAUAGAGUUUCUGGUAUCUCAAGGAUUUGAUUUUAACAAGGCCUUUAAAGAUGGUAUAUCGUACCUGACCCCUGGUGACGAAGCUAAUCUUCGAGAGGCAUUACAUCAGAAACACCAGCAAUUCUCACAGUUCUCGUCUCCAGCUUUUGUCACUCCAGAUGGGGUCUCUCAGGGGACAUCAAAAGGGCCAGUCAGCAUUCCAGAUGAACAGAAGGAAUUUAUCAAAGAAAUUUGUGAAAAAGUUUCUGAUUUUGUUGAAAAAUCUACUGAGGACAAACUGAGUCUACCAUCCUGUAAUGGGUUCCAGAGAAAAUUGAUUUACCAGUCUUUACGAGCUCAGUUUCUAUCAGGUAUACACUUGGAGACACAGACAGACGAGAAGAAGGAACGGCACAUUGUUGUAACUAGAAUAAAGAGUGAGGAAGACAUGAAGAGACGAGAGGCUGAGAAACAGGCUGCAGAGGUGACUGAUUUAGACAAUGCUGUUGGCUUCACCAAGGUCAUCCGUACAAUAUCUCAAUCUGGUAAGCUGGUAGUAGGACACAACAUGAUGCUGGACCUCAUUCAUAUACUGCACCAGUUCUUCUACCCACUACCAGAGAGUUAUGAAGAGUUCAAGGAUAUGUCCAUGUCUGCAUUUCCUAAAUUGUUAGACACUAAACUUAUGGCUAGUACAAGUCCCUUCAAGGACAGAAUCAUGAAUACAGGUCUGUCUGAUCUACAGAAGAUCCUGGAGUUCAAACCCUUCCAGAAGCCUCAGGUUGAAAUAGAAGAAAAGUUCAACAAAUAUACAACAGAGAAGGGACCGCUCCAUGAAGCAGGUUAUGAUGCUUACCUGACUGGAAUAUGUUUCAUCUGCAUGUCUAACUUCUUAGGUACUUUCCAGAAUCCGUCCCAAAAUAUUGUUCCACCUUCCUCGCCACUCAUCCAGCCAUUCAUAAACAAACUCUUCCUGAUGCGAGUUCAUGAUAUCCCUUAUCUUAACCUAGCUGGCAAGGAUUUGACUCCAAACAGGGACCAUGUAUUCCACUUAACAUUUCCUAAAGAGUGGAAGACAAGCGACCUCAUACACUUAUUCUCUCCCUUUGGUGGCUCACAGAUAUUCUGGCUAGAUGACACAUCAGCAUUCGCAUCACUUUAUUUGAAAGAAGAGGCACAAAAAGUUUUGCAGAACCUGUGUAAAAGCGGAACAGUAUACACUAUCAAGACCUACCAUCAAUACCAGCACAGUGAGAGUGGAAAUCAAGCGCUGUCACGCAAACGACCGACACCCAGCACAGAAAAUAACGUCCCAAAUAAGAAAAGAAAGUCUCUAAAUGUUGAAGCUGCCCCCUUUGUAUCUAGGUCAAUCACGCCUCCAAUACCAGAGGAAAAUACAGAGAACAUGGAUGAACCAAAUGGAAAGGAUGCAAACAACAUUAAAGCUAUGGAAACAGAAAGUAGCAAUGUUAAAGAUAAAAAGAAAGAGGAGCAAAUGUUUGUGGAACCAGAGGUUUGGUGAAUGUGACUUUUGACCAGGAAUAAAAAUAAAGUGCUAAAGACUAAUAAUGGUGAAUUUCACUAUGUGAUGUUGAUUGAUGGAAAUGUUGCAAUAUUUUCACGAUUACCUUGUAUAAUGAAAUAUCGUUAUGAAAUAAAUCAAGUAAAUUUGUC
Molecule: messenger RNA, 1982 nt
Organism: Ylistrum balloti
Lineage: Eukaryota; Metazoa; Mollusca; Bivalvia; Pectinida; Pectinidae
Product: poly(A)-specific ribonuclease PARN-like
Exons: 22
Coding region: 1-1830 (609 amino acids)
Biological process (GO): nuclear-transcribed mRNA poly(A) tail shortening
Cellular component (GO): nucleus; cytoplasm
Molecular function (GO): RNA binding; poly(A)-specific ribonuclease activity; metal ion binding
Source: RefSeq, a predicted model, not a curated record